Messenger RNA from Paramuricea clavata, 8027 nucleotides. The record is from the annotation of a GenBank genome assembly. NCBI's taxonomy places the organism in Eukaryota, Metazoa, Cnidaria, Anthozoa, Malacalcyonacea, Plexauridae.
ACGCAAAGGAUCUUGUAGAUAACGUUGAAGAAUGAUGUAUCAUUAGGCAAAAUGGUUUGUAUAUUUUAUUUCCUUUUGUUCUUAAUUUCUUAUCGUUUGUUGAACGCUGGGUUUUAAAUAUUUAUCACUUUCAUGCAUAGGUAAUUUAGCGAGAGUUCUUUAUUGAGGUUUGAUCUUAAAAACAUGUUAAAGGAAUACGAAAUUGGUUGAAAACAACGCAAAUAGCUAAACGGCUUUGGGGCGAAAAAGCCUAGUCUUCUCUUGCAUUCAUAUCUUGCCAGGCUUGCCUUGCUCUAUAUACGCGAACCAAGUACGCUCAAAGUAAUAACGAUAUUCAAUUACUUUUCGACACUUAGUUGCCAUGGAAUAAAUAAUGCAUUGGGUUUCAUUCGAUCCCUCAAUAAUCUUUUCACAUAUCUUCAAUCUCGGAUCUUUAUAAAGCAUUCAAGAUGAGAAAAGUGUAAAAACAUCAGUUGUUGAAUUGCAAUGAUGCGACUGAAUUUUAUCGUGAGUGAUUCCUUAGUAUUUCAUGUCAUACAUAUCUAGCCAAUCAAUGUUAUGAUUGCUGCUGCUUCACAAUAAAAAUAUUGAAAUGAAAACAGCUGGCUUUUUACGACAGUGCUUUAUAAAUAAGGCAUUAUUUUGGGGACAAUAAAUAUCAGCCACUUAUGUUGACUUAUCUAUUUGGCCUGCCGUCUUAACGUGGAGUAACUGUGGACACAACCUUUGCAACAACCUUUAUUCCUAAACUGUUCCUUUCCUCGACUCAUCAAUAUCCACAUGGAGGUAUGUCUUUAUAUUCUUAUAAUUCGUCAUGUGAGUUGAAAAUCGUAUUACCUAAACAUCUGCUUUAACUGAAGUUGAAUUGAGAAGCAAUAUUAAAGUUAAACGUAUUUAGUAAAAUGAAGUGUCGGGAGAGACUAUCAGUCGGCCCAUAUUCAAUGCAAUCGACAUAAUUCUUUGAAGAAGAAUGAUUUUUAUUGUUUUAAGAAAGUUUGCUUGAUUUUAUUGCUAGAUAAUUUGCAUACGUUAAGUGUGCGUUUUAGUUUGACUUAAUAUAUAAUCUCACGCAGGCCAUGUUUUGACAAGGAAAUUUUCAGCAGUGACUUACACUUGCAACUGAACUUAGAGCCAUGUUAUCUAAAAAGUCAUUCGACUUAGUCCAGAGAAAUUGUGAAAAUGGCCCCGCACUGUUUACUCUGCUGAAAUAUGUCAUCCCAUUCCCUUAAGACUAUGACUGAAAUAUGUCAUCCCAUUUCCCUUACAACUAUGUAAAGAAAGUGUCGACCGCUGGCCAUGCUCACAAUUUUUUGUGACUACAUUUUAGUCUUUUAGAUACCAUAUGCUGAUAUGCAUGGCUCUGUAUCCGAAAUUGCUUUGCAACUAGUUAAGAAAAAUUGCCAUAUGUGACAUGUGAUAUGGGCCAUGGCCUUUGAACUACAUCAACAUAGGUUUUAAUUCACAGUGACUGCUAGCGUGCGUAGCGGCGUUUAUCUGCGGACUAAAGCCAUGAUCAAAAUAGAAUGAGAGUUGAUGAAAGCUGUUGGCAGUCGCGAAUUGUAACUAACAAAAUAAGGUUUGAUAAAUGUUCCAGCUACGUUUUAUCUCAACUAGAAUACAUGAUAAUGUUGGGAAAACAUGAAGAAUAGUAAACCAAGGUCACGUGAUCUCAUCCACUCUCAUCCUUGUUUGAUCCGGGCUUAAGAAGACCAUUUGUGAUUGGUUGAUUAUAAGAAGCGAAACACAAACUAUAGAAUACUUUUCUCUUCUAUAAUUGGCUUCAGGAAGCCAAUCACAAAACAGGGGUUAUCCUGCCGCUUCAGGAAGCCAAUCACAAAACAGGGGUUAUCCUAAGGCCUUCCAUUUUCCAAAAUGGGCAGUUCUAAAUGUAAAAUUGGUACGUUCUAAAACUUAAAAUUGGCAUGAUCCUUGUGAUGUUAAUCUGAGUGUAUAUCACACCGGGCAAGCUUGAAAAAUAUGCCUGGCCACGGUGGGAAAUCGAACCUACGACCUUUGGAAACUAGCCCAAUGCUCUGCUAACUGAGUUACGCGGUCAGGUCGGUUCGAGUAUGUGAUAUUUCGGAACAGAUUACUAGAUUACAUUGAUAUCGAAGGAACUAGAUUCUGUAGCUUAGUUGGCAGCGCAUUGGACUAGUAUAAUUCCAAAGGUCGUGGGUUCGAUUCCCACCGUGGCCAGGCAUAUUUUUCAAGUUUGCCCGGAGUGGAUAUACACUUAGAGUAACAUCACAAGCGUCAUAUAUUCACCAACACAGAAUAAAUCAGUAAAAUGGGCAGUUCUAAAAGCGUAAAAUAAUAAUUUGUUAUAAAUAUAAUUAAGUGCCCAUACAGAUAUUCAAGGCAAAACAAAAUAUCACUCUGAAAACGCAGAAAAUGGAAAUUCUGGACUUCUAAGAUUAUCUUCCGGGGUAGCAUUGCCCAGGGCUCUCCUAGUUAUUCAGGCCAUGUCCAUGACCUUGUCACUCGUUACGGCCGCAGUUAUCCUGUGUUCACUACCUCACAGUCUAUUCUUGUCGAAAUGGGCAGUUCUAAUUUUUUUCUUAGGAUGAUCCCUGUCACAAAAUAUGUUUAUUUUUCGGCUCAGUUUAACGGAGGGUGAACUAGUUCGAACAAAUGAAUAAUAGCAUGUUUUUCAGUUGACAUGCAUGACAAGUGUAGUUUGUCCAACUACAGUAUAUUGCCACAAUUCUUGUGGGAGUUGUGGGCUUAACAAUAGACUAUAAUUAAUUUGUGUAAUUUGAAAGUCAAUUUCAGUUUGUUUGUUUGUCCGAAUUAGUUUGUGCUAUAAAUAACAAGCUUAAUCUACGCUAUUAACAAAUGAAAAAAAUGAUUGAAUGCUAGCCUAUUUCUCAUCGGAUGUUCUAAACAUGCACUUUCUACGCAUGUUUUGAAAUAUUUCCGACGUUUACAUAUGAAAACAUAUUUGAAGUUAAUUUUGCUUAUUUUCCAGGACAAGUUAACGGAAGAACAGGUUGAAGGUAGGAAACACGCACAUAGGAGGCACGAUACAGCUAUUAUAAAAUAACUACAGUGAAACACGCAAUUUGAUUGGUCAAUAGCCGUGCAGGAUCAGGCUAUCCUGCACGAGGAAUUAAAAUGCCUUCGCGGGAUUCUCAAAAUGUCAUUGUUUCACUGUAGUUAUUUUAUAAAACAAUUACCAAAUGGUUUUCCAAGCAGGAUAGCGUGAUCCAUGCACUUGGGAUGUUGCUCGACUUUCGGAAAGCGUAAAAAUACACUCGCCUGCGGCUCGAGUAUUUUUACGCUUUCCGAAAGUCUCGGGCGCGACAUCCCUCGUGCAUGGAUCACGCAAUCCUGCACGGAAAACUAUUCGGUAUUCCUUUAAUACAGCACGUAGUAGGCAUGAUAACCUUUUCAGCAUGUAGCACGUAUAUAGCAUAUAGCAUAUCAGUAGCAGGCACGAUACAGCUAAUACAGCUAAUAUAGCACGUAGCAGGCACGAUAUACAGGACAAUUCUGAGUAGCGCGUAGGAAGCAUGAUACAGCUACAGUAAUACAGCAUAUCAGUAGCACGUAGGAGGCAAGAUACAGCAAUACAGACACUACCAGAAAUUCGGACAAAUUCUGCACGAUAACGUUUGAAAAUGCAUUCGUGAAUUCGAGUCUCGACUGCAUGCGCACUUCUAAAUGAUGCGUUCUGAGUUGGGAAAAAUUUCAGUAGGAUCAUAACAUGGAGCUGAGACUGCAAGCAUUAAAUAUUUGCAUGCCAAAGUAUUGAACUGUUCAUUCGGCAUUAUUUGUGAUUCACUUAUAGUAUAAGUGAAACACAAAUAAUGAAAUGAUGCCGUUUUAUAGCCAUAAUAGAAUUGUCCUUGAAUAUGUUCGUAUACUAAUUUUGUUUCCUAUGUAAAGCAAAAUAGAGAAAGGUAAACCACAGAGAUUAUAUUUUCUAAUUUAAAGCGAGUCAACUGUGCGGAAACUAAUUGUUCUUUGAGGCACUUUUUGCAACAUUAUUCAAAUAAGAUUGACCAGUUGAAUUCUUUGACUGCAUAUUCUAACUCUUGCACUCUCAGCUCCAUGUUAUAACUGUAAUUUAUCCCGUCGCAGAACGCGUCAUCUGGAUGCGCAGUGGAGAUCCUGAAUGGCUUAUUAACAAAGUCCUGCAUUGAGGAUGUGUCUCACGACACCUAUAUAACUUAGAGUCAGGUCGAAUUGGAGUCUCGAAUUAAGGUGGUCAUGACAGAGUCUGUGGUGGCUCUACAUAUAAAAAACGCACAUGCAGUUACAGACAUGGGCGUAUGGGGCUGAUGCUUUGCGGGGCAGGGGGAGUUGAAUUUUUAUGGAGGAUUGUGAUGAAAUAACCUGAUUUUAACAUAUUUUUCAUAAAUCUGCCCGAAUGUUCUUGAUUUUUCUUAGCAUUUGCCCGAAUUUCCAUGAUUUUCCAAAAUAUGGAGGAGGGGGGGGGUGUCUAUGGUUACAGAUCGAGUGUUUCGAACAGACAUCUUAAGAUUGGUUUAGUCAGGAUCCAAGACACUUUUUGUUUCCAAUGCUUGGUUUAAAGUAAUCAAAACAAUUGUGAAUUCCUAUAUUUCAGAAUAUCGUGAUGCAUUUCGAUUUUUCGACAAAGAUGAAAGUGGAUAUAUUACGACAAAAGAACUUGGUUCAAUCAUGCGCAGUUUAGGUCAAAAUCCUACAGAAGUGGAAUUGCAAGAAAUUAUGAACACAGUUGAUUUUGACGGUAAGAUUUGUACGAGAGAUUCAAUAGUUACAUAUGCAUAAAGAUGAUCGCGUUUUUGACACUCCACUCAUUAUGAUCAUCCCCUUUGGAAACUUUUCAGUCUUUUUCUCAUCUUAUUCUGUCGUCAACUUUAUCCAGAUGCAUCAUUUUACCGUCAUUCUAACUAGAGCACAUGGUCGACAUGGACCAGGAACAAGGAAAUGAAGACAACCAAGAAAGUGAUGGAUGAAUUGUGUCUCACAAACACUUUGUCUUCCAUUCUCUGCCAUCUCGUAUCUUCUCUCUCACCAUCUUUUUCUGCAGUGAGCUCCAUAUAAAUCUGGAGUGAGAACUUGAGCAAAACCAAGCUGGAGCUAUUGGACAUCAAAUCCAGUCCCUUUCUCUUGUUUUUGUAUGCGCAGUUAACGCGAAGCUGCAAGGAAGGAAUUUCGUAUUUUCACCAGUCAAUUUGAGUAAUAAUAUUAUGGUUUUAUGAACUGAUCAUUGGUUUAGCGAUAUGAACCGUUAGAAAAAACUGGGAUUUUGGACGUCAAUUUCUGUGAUCUUGGUUUAGCUUUUCUUGUAGACCGAAUGACUGAAAUUCUUGCUCCAGAUAUAUAUACAUAGAGAGAGAGGUCAGUGACUCAUUCAGUCGUAUGCAUUUCAUCUCCACUACUUCCACUUUCUUCACUUGUACUUCCUUCACAACGUUUCAAUAUUCCUGGCGUUUACAGGCGGUUUAACAUUAACAAUAUAGGCUGAUAAUACGAUAAGCUCACAAAGAAAGGAAAAGGAACAGGACUUUCGCCCCAACUGACACCUAACCCCUAUAAUGUUUCUAUAGCGAACUGGCGCCUUGACUUGGCGUUACUGUUUCUUGACAACUGUCAGCGUAAUUCUUAAUGGCCAAGCUUGAAAUAUUUGAUAAAAACACCAGGGGCCGGUUGUAUAAAACUCUUAAUCACUUUUUUAAUCACUAUUUUGUAGUUAAAUAGUGAUUAACUCCCAAAUACGCACUUCUUAUUGGAUGACGUUUGCACUUAGUUAUGGUUAAUUUUAAUCACUUUUUUAUACCAGCCCCUGCCGUUUUGUUUUAAAACUGGUGAUUAAAUUUUUGCAAUUAUAUUUAUUAAUAUUUCUAGGAAAUGGCACAAUAGAUUUCAAUGAAUUUGUGAACAUGAUGAUAAAUAUCAAUAACAACACGUUGGACGAAGCAGAGUUAGUAGAAGCGUUUCGGACUUUCGAUAAUGAUGACAAAGGAUAUAUAUUCUCUUCAGAACUACGCUCAGUAUUGCGUUAUAUUGGAGAUAACAUUCCAGAUGAAGAAAUUAACGAUAUUGUUAAAGAUGCUCGGCAUGGUUUUAACAGAAAGAUCUUAUUCGAAGGUAACAACGGCUUGACAUGCAAAAAUUCUUUCAUUUACAUGUUUAAUUGAAUACAAAACCAAAUAAAAACAAAAAGUUUUAAUAUUUGCAUUGAUGGGUACUAGGUCUUUUCUACAAAUAUGUACACUGUUAAUUCCUACAUUGCUCCAUGGAGUGCUACUCACUGAGUAGUGAAGUGGGAAUACUCAUAUUUCGCAAGACUUGAAAUUAGUACAACUGUGAGGGUCCUGAAGGGGUAAAUGAGAACUGGCAUUUGUCUAUUUUUGGGCCGGGAAAAUGUGAUUUGGGUUACUGGGAAAGAAAGACACAGAAUGGGAAUUGGGAAACUAAAAUACCAAUAUAAAAACAAGUCCAGGAAAACUGAAUUUAAGCGACGUAUGGCUCAAUGAGGUAAUUUCCAUGCUAUUGUAAUAAGUCAGUCAUAUACCUUUUUCUCGACAAAACUGGUUCUAAAGCGGGCAAUUGAACGCAGACGCCGUUACGCCGUAGACGAAUUAUACUUGCAGCAUGAUGUGAAUAGGGAGCAUACAUUUCAAUAAUUUAUUAUUUCCAUGUAUUUAAGCGACAAUUAUUUGGCUAAAAGUUCAUUUCAAGAAAGAAAACAAGGUUAUGGUGUCGUGAGCCCAUGCAUCAGUUAUGGUGGGACAGGUAUAAUGCUUCGCUAUUAUUUUCCUUCUAGAAUUCAAGCAGAUGGUCAAACCGUGAUCACAGUAUCAAAGUAGAGUGAAAACAGAAGUGUGAUCUGGCGUGUUGUGGUUCAUGCAAGAUAGUGAUGUGGAAAUCUGACAGAAAUUGUCUGGAAAUGAUCUUCCAUAAUUAUUUGUUUGCUUGCAACGCUAUACAUAAGCUAAAGACUUUGGAUAUUUCUGUUUUAUUUUCCUGUUAGUUCGAAGUUAGCAGACAGAAAGCUGCCAUGGCAAAACAGAUACGUAGAAACGCAGGAAUUCUGUUCAAAUCUACUGCAACGUCACCUAUCACGGCUUUGUUUUGCCACCACAGAGACAUUGAAACAAACGAACACGCUAGGACGUGACACGUUAAGUUGGAAAACAGGCUUCAUACCUUAUUGAUUGACUAUCUAUUGUGUAAACAUUUAUAUUUAGUAAAGGAGCAACUGGUAAUCGUUGUAGCAGUGGCGACGGAACAGGGGGAGGAGAAGGGAGGGCUAAAGGGAAAACUCUACUUUGUCUUUGGCAUACAUAGAGAAAAAAUGAGGAAAGAAUUUGAGAGAAGCGGCAGGUGUAUGAAUAACACCAAGAAAUGAAAUAUAUUAGGUCUGGAAAUCCCCCACCCUCCCUGUCGCCACCAAUUCCAGGAACAUUUUACGAUAAAGAAACAAUGUUUAUACGUCGGGCAAUUCCGUGAAGCCCUCCCCCUCCCAAAAGAAAAUAACAACUGUUUCGCCGCCACUGCACUGUAGAAAUGUUUUGGUUGAAAUAUUUUAUUUGCUAAAAUAAUGCAGUUAUCUGGUCAAGUUUGAAGAUGUUAUAAAAAGCAAUAUGUAGUGACAUGAAAAUAACGCACGUGUACCCAGGGCAUUUGUGGCCAGGUGAUUUACGUAAUUCAACAUCACACAUCGUUUCUGUAAUUCACUUUUAACAGCUAUCAUGUUCUAGGCUGAAAAUAAUCACAACUGUAUGGAUGUACAAUAUCACCAGUCUCUUAAUGCAAUAACUACGGAAGGGAUGAUAAAAAAUCAUGUACACUGGAUAUUUUGCAAACAAAGACGAUUACCUGGAGUACCUGGGCUUGCUCGCCUACCUUAUAGUUGCAGAGUGUUUAUAUGCUUUGUCUGUGCAAAUAUAAUUUGACGUAAGCUGUAUAUGACGUUCUCUUGACACAUUUUAAUUUUAGAAUGAUAAAAUCAAAUGAUGGACGGUAUAACUACUGUAUAUAUUGAACUGGUUUAUAUAGGUUAUAUAAUUAUGAAAUUUACUCACAAAAGUGGG